AUGAUUGACUCGACUGUUUUAAAGAAGAACAACGGCAUCGUGUGCAGCGCCAAAGCUACGGACGUUGGCCACAAGCUCGCGGUUUUCUUCUUGCUGCUGGUCCUCAGCCUAGGUCACUGCCAGGACAAUGAUCUUCCGUCGAGAUUCGAGAUCGAGAGCUCGAUCAACCGUACGAUCGAAGAAGUCGAGCGACAGCUCCGCGAGGACGCCAGCCUCCCCCGGCUGACGCGUCCAGAAAUAGUCAAAAUUCUACAAAACAUCACAGCGCAGGAUUUGAUGUCGUUCAUGGACAAAGAGAAGAUAGAGAAAGCUAGAAAAUUGUACCAGAGAGCCCUGAUGGUCGUUCUCCCCUACAACGCGGAAGAAUCACCCGGAAGCUUGAAGGAUCUAUACACGAAGCCACCGAUGACUCAAAUGAUCCCAGACGCAAAGCCUGAGGACGAUAAAUCCGAGAGGGACGCCUCCGUGCCUUCGCCUGUCGAGAAUCUGAUAUCCACCAGCGUGUCCUACAAGACGAGAGACCCUCAAUCCACCACCACGAUGAAGAACAAGUAUAAAAAUCACCGGGAGACGUACUCGGAGGUGCGCACGAAGGCGCCUUUAAAGGAGACGCUGAAACUGGAAUCCGCGCCGGUCAGGUUUACCUUCAACCUGGAGAACCUGCAGAGGAACUCGUACGCGAUCGAUGAAACGACCACGACCAGGUAUCCAGUUUACAGGAAUAACGGGAACAAGCAGUCGGAAUUGGAGAUCGUUUACAGCACCAGCGUCACCGAGCUGCCUACAACGAAAACCACGUCCGGAGAGAUCGCUAUCGACUUGGGGAGGCCGAAGACCAGUCAGAACGUGCUGUCGUCCAAUCAGUGGCGUUACAAUGCGCCUCCGAGCACCGCUUUCAAGCCGACCAUGGCCACCAAGUUCGACAAGGUGCCGUUUCUGCCGACCGUUAACGCGGAAUCGGAGGAUCGCGCGUCCAUGCCCUCGUCGGAGAGGCCAGAGACACCCGAUAAAGACUCGAAGAUCGCGGAACCUUUGAUCAUGAGCACCGUACGACCGACCUCUUUGUACGUGACGCCCAUGUCUACGGCGACGUCAUCGAAAGUCAAGUACAGCUCGACUUACUCGAUAAACUCCGGAGGAUUCCGCACGGCCGCGACCACCACCGCCUCGACGCCCAUGAGGCAAGAAGUCAUGGAUCUGUUAGCUUCGAUCGGCCUGAAACCGGACAACAACAGUAACGUGGAGGACGUCUACAAGAAGAACAAAGCUAUCCAGGAGAGCAAAUUUCAAAUCCCCGACACAAACAGCGUGGUUCGAGCUACGGUUUCGGGUCUGACCGCGGUCGGAGCGGAUUCCGCUUCGAUCCUCAAGCAGAACACCUUCGAGAGCCCGGGAUCGGAGAUCAGGAAAGGCGUGGACAAUCUGGCGCCGGAAGUGCAGCUGCUGUUCCAGAGGUUUGGCCUCCAGGCGUCGAACCUCGAACGAUCCACCACGACCACGCAGAGGACGACCAUCAAUUUGAACUCCUACACGAACUUCAAGCCUCUGCCCACGUCGAGCGUCAAGGACAAAGACAUGAAGGAAUUCCUGGCCAAGUUCGGGCUAGGGAUCAGCGACAACAGGAAGCAGAAAUCGAUGAGGUCGACGACGGAGGCUCCAUCGUUGAUCGAAGCAGUGCCCAGCAGUAUGAGAGGUAUUCUGGAGAACAUGGGGCUUGUUUCUAGCACUCGUAAAACGACGUCCACCACGCCAAAGAUCGAGGAGGAUAUGGAAUCUACGGAGACGUCCAAGUUCCACGUGUUCAAGCCACACGAGGUGAACGUGAACGACGAGGAGCAGAGGGGCAAGAUCAACGAGCUCCUGGACACGGUCAGGCUGGUCCAGGAGGGCAAGGCUGAUAUUCAGAAUGUUAGGAAGGUAGCCAAGGACUUGCUGGAGUCCGCGAAAGUGUUGAAGGACGGUCCAGAUCCUCUGAAGCUCGAGGAAAUUCUCAGGACUUACAAUGACGACGUCAGGAACGAGAUAAAGAGGCAACAGGAACCGGAAACGGAAACGACCACCGCCCCCACCGACGAGGAACAAACCACCUUUUCCUCGUUGUCGACAGAAUCGGCGGAAACGACGACAGAUUCGGCGAGAGACGAUUCAGAUCAGUCGGAUUCCGCCUCGAAGACGUCCACGACCGAGGCUUCCUCGACGGCUGCCUCGAACUUGAUAGCGUUGGAGGAGUCUUUCGGGGGAACGACUCGCGAACCCGACGUCGAGUUGCCUCCGAGAAGGAAGAGCGGUCUCUACUUCCUGGUGGACUGGAACUCGUUCCUCGAAGUAGGCGAGGAUAACAAGGAUAAGAUCAACUUGAGGUUCCAGCCUAAAGUCGGCGACCGGAGUAGAUUCUUGUCGGUCACUGUACCUUAG
Messenger RNA from Colletes gigas, 2415 nucleotides. RefSeq lists its product as uncharacterized. The record is from RefSeq and is a predicted model, not a curated record. NCBI's taxonomy places the organism in Eukaryota, Metazoa, Arthropoda, Insecta, Hymenoptera, Colletidae. The transcript has 3 exons. Bases 1 to 2415 code for a protein of 804 amino acids.